AUGCCAGGCCGAUUGAAAGUCCGUCGGCCCUCUCCGACCACCGUCUCCUUCACGGUUUCCAAUGCGCCGCAGCGAUCGAAUUCCCCCGCCAAAAUUCUAUUCGGCCUCCAAAUAUUACUGCGUGCAGCUCUGUUCUUCUGCGUAAUAGGUGCUGCGAUUGCACGACUCCGGCACACUUUCUUCUAUGAGGAUGGGAGGGUGAUAGCCUGGCCAGCCGUGUGGUCCAGUCCGCUCGGAGCCAAGGUGUGUAGUCUGGUGGACUUAUACAACCCUUUAGCUAUGGUGGCAGGUGGAGUUUUAGUCAUAUACUGUGUUUUCAGAAGAACCUAUACUGAGGAGUCCCUCCUGGUUAUUCGAGGAUUUGGUAUCCAGACCUCGACAUCGUCUUCAACGUACCUUUCGACUGCGGCAACAAGGUUCAUCCCUACUACCCAAAUCCAGGAUAUUGUUAUUCAUGAAGCUUUCAAGGGCUUCGAGGUUCGCUUCUAUUUGGCUGUGAUUGUCGAAGGCGAGACUGAUGCACUGGUCGUCUUUCCGCACAUGUUGCCCAAGCGGGGGAUAUUAGAGCAAGUGUGGAGGGGCUCACGACGAUGUCUUUACGAUUCGAAGUCAUGA
Molecule: messenger RNA, 615 nt
Organism: Penicillium antarcticum
Lineage: Eukaryota; Fungi; Ascomycota; Eurotiomycetes; Eurotiales; Aspergillaceae
Product: PIG-H family GPI synthesis protein
Exons: 3
Coding region: 1-615 (204 amino acids)
Biological process (GO): GPI anchor biosynthetic process
Cellular component (GO): glycosylphosphatidylinositol-N-acetylglucosaminyltransferase (GPI-GnT) complex
Source: RefSeq, a predicted model, not a curated record